This is a messenger RNA of Anolis sagrei ordinatus, 2329 nucleotides long. NCBI's taxonomy places the organism in Eukaryota, Metazoa, Chordata, Lepidosauria, Squamata, Anolidae. The record is from RefSeq and is a predicted model, not a curated record.
AGGCCCAGAGUUCAUUUGUCUCGUCUUUUGCUACAUCUGCACCCAGCAGUUUUCUGCUUUUGGCUCCUUCAUCUCUUCCAUAUAACUUGAGGGAAGCUUGACAAAGAUGGUUGGAUUCAAGCCCACGGAUGUCCCUCCCACGGCCACAGUGAAGUUCGUGGGGGCCGGCACAGCCGCCUGCAUUGCGGACCUCAUCACCUUCCCGCUGGACACCGCCAAAGUCAGGUUGCAGAUCCAAGGAGAGAAGAAGCAGGCGGUCACCACCAGAACGGCCCAGUACAAGGGGGUCUUUGGCACCAUGGCCACCAUGGUGAAGAACGAGGGGCCCAAAAGCCUUUACAAUGGCCUGGUGGCCGGCCUCCAGCGCCAAAUGAGUUUCGCUUCGGUCCGCAUUGGACUCUAUGAUUCGGUGAAGCAGUUCUACACCAAAGGCUCAGAGCAUGCUGGGAUCGGCAGCCGCCUCCUUGCAGGAUGCACCACAGGAGCCAUGGCGGUGGCGGUGGCCCAGCCAACGGACGUGGUGAAAGUGCGCUUCCAAGCACAAGCCCGGAUGGAGGGCAGCAAGCGCUACCAGGGCACGCUGGAUGCCUACAAGACCAUCGCCAGGGAGGAGGGCAUCCGAGGCCUUUGGAAAGGUACUUCACCUAAUAUCACUCGGAACGCCCUUGUGAACUGUGCCGAACUAGUGACCUAUGACCUGAUCAAGGAUAUGAUCGUGAGAUACAACCUAAUGACAGACAACCUCCCUUGCCACUUUACCUCUGCGUUUGGAGCCGGCUUCUGCACCACCGUCAUCGCCUCCCCUGUCGAUGUCGUCAAGACCAGAUACAUGAACUCUGCGCCCGGUCAAUACGGAAGUGCCGUGAAGUGCGCUCUGACCAUGCUCCAGAAGGAAGGGCCACUGGCUUUUUACAAAGGUUUCACGCCCUCCUUUCUACGUCUGGGCUCCUGGAACGUGGUGAUGUUUGUGACCUACGAGCAGCUGAAACGUGCCUUGAUGGCGGCCCGUGGAUCAUGGGAAUCCCCCUUCUGAGCCAGGAGGAGCCACACUUUGCAGAUAGAUCUCAUCAUGCGUCCACACAUCGCAAAUCUUCGAUUUGGAUCCUCUCCCAACUCGUCUCUUACGUUCUCUUUACGUCGUCCUUAGAAAACGUCUUGCCAUUAGUACGAGACGAGCAGGUGCCCCGGUCGCUCCUUUUAGCGGAUUUUUAAAAAUUGAUGUGCUGCUCUCUAUUGUGUUCGUCAAAUUUGCCUCUUGUCAAAGCACUUUGUUAAGUUCUGGAAUGGGAAACUUGGCUUCGGUACGAGCACCAUCCAGAUUUUCCAUACGCAUCCCACGUUCUGCAUUCUGUCAAAGCAAUGUCGAUCAUUUGCACAAAAGGAUCAGCAGAAAGCACUUCUGGAGAAUCGCUUUGCUGUUCAUGAGUUUGGACUACAGUUCCCAGAAUCCCCAAAAUCAGCAUGAGAGAAUCUGGGAGUUGUUGCAGGGCUUUGAUUAGGGCCAAAUGAAAGUUUUAGAAAGUUGGGAGAUCAAAGUGAUUGAGAAGGAAAGGGAGGUCUGUGCCUGAAUCUCAAACGAUUGGCAUUAAAUUAUUAUUGUUGUUUUUAAAUUAUUAUUAUUUUAUAAUUGCACUCUUUAAAGCAGGCCUGGGCCAACUUUGGCCCUCUGGGUGUUUUGGACUUCAACUCCCACAAUUCCUAACAGCCUACCAGCUGUUAGGAAUUGUGGGAGUUGAAGUCCAAAACACCCGGAGGGCCGAAUUUGGCCCAGGACUGCUUUAAACACCUAGUAGGCUGCAGUUUACCCAUGCAUGCUCUAGAAUGUUUUGGGAACUGCAUGGUCAUCUGUCAGGAGGGCUUAGAUUGGGUGUUCUUGCAUGGCAGCAGAGGGUUGGAUUGGAAGGUCCUUGUAGUAUCUUCUGACCAGGGGCAGCUGAAGCAAUAGGCAAGAUACGCAUUUGCGUAUAGCGCGAAUCCCCGAGGGGCGCUCUUGAGGCGCCCCCGCACGGAAGCCUCCUGAUCAAACACACAUUGCUGGACUCGAUCCCACUUGAUAACGAAAGGUCAGCCUUCGCCGGAAGAUCAUAAUCCUGGGAAUUAAGUAAAUCUCCAGGCGUGGGAGUGUGGAUCUCGGCAUGCCAGGGGAAGAUCAAGUGUGCGGUCAUUUUUGCAAAGGAUUAAAAGGCGUCCUUCUGCUCAUGAUACCUAUAACCUUGGACCUAGUUGCACUCACUACACAACUAUAAUGCUAUGUAUUGUUGAAGGCUUUCAUGGCUGGAAUCACUGGGUUGUUUUAGCUUUUUCGGGCUAUAUGGCCAUGUCCUAGAAG